Cercocebus atys (sooty mangabey) is the source of this 2065-nucleotide messenger RNA. It is a transcript of the gene FMO4, whose product is annotated as flavin containing monooxygenase 4. NCBI's taxonomy places the organism in Eukaryota, Metazoa, Chordata, Mammalia, Primates, Cercopithecidae. The record is from RefSeq and is a predicted model, not a curated record. Gene Ontology annotation, molecular function: flavin adenine dinucleotide binding; N,N-dimethylaniline monooxygenase activity; NADP binding. The transcript has 9 exons. Bases 147 to 1823 code for a protein of 558 amino acids.
AGAGCACAGCAAAGAUCUGCCCACCCCAGGCCUCUACCUAGUGGUCUGGAAAUUCAAGUAUUCUUAUUGGUGGAGGCCAUUUAUUUCUGGUUAGAAGCUGUCUAAACCUCCUGCUCCUCAACUCAAAGGAAAACACAGAGCAUACCAUGGCCAAGAAAGUUGCAGUGAUUGGAGCUGGUGUGAGUGGCAUCUCCUCCAUCAAAUGCUGUGUGGAUGAGGACCUGGAGCCCACCUGCUUUGAGAGAAGUGAUGACAUUGGGGGAUUAUGGAAGUUUACAGAAUCUUCCAAAGAUGGGAUGACCAGGGUCUAUAAGUCAUUAGUGACAAAUGUCUGUAAGGAAAUGUCAUGUUACAGUGACUUCCCUUUCCACGAAGAUUAUCCUAAUUUCAUGAACCAGGAAAAAUUUUGGGACUAUCUCCAAGAAUUUGCUGAGCACUUUGACCUCCUGAAAUACAUUCAGUUUAAGACCACUGUGUGUAGCAUCACGAAGCGUCCAGACUUCUCCGAAACUGGUCAGUGGGAUGUUGUCACAGAGACAGAGGGCAAGCAAAAUAGAGCUGUCUUUGAUGCUGUUAUGGUGUGCACUGGACAUUUCCUGAAUCCCCAUUUACCUUUGGAAGCCUUUCCUGGAAUUCACAAGUUUAAAGGUCAGAUCCUGCAUAGUCAAGAGUACAAGAUCCCAGAAGGCUUUCAGGGCAAGCGCAUCUUGGUGAUCGGUCUUGGGAACACUGGAGGAGACAUUGCUGUGGAACUCAGUCGAACAGCAGCUCAGGUACUUCUCAGUACUAGAACUGGUACCUGGGUUCUCGGGCGCUCUGCAGAUUGGGGCUAUCCUUUUAAUAUGAUGGUUAUAAGAAGAUACUAUAGUUUUAUUGCACAAGUUCUGCCUUCACGUUUUCUAAAUUGGAUUCAAGAGAGGAAGUUGAAUAAGAGAUUUAAUCAUGAGGAUUACGGAUUAAGUAUUACCAAAGGGAAAACAGCAAAAUUCAUCGUGAAUGAUGAGCUGCCAAACUGUAUCCUCUGUGGGACAAUCACUGUGAAAACCAGCGUGAUGGAAUUUACAGAAACCUCUGCUGUCUUUGAAGAUGGGACAGUGGAAGAAAACAUUGAUGUUGUGAUCUUCACUACAGGAUAUACGUUUUCUUUUCCUUUUUUUGAAGAACCUCUUAAAAGCCUCUGUACAAAGAAGAUAUUUCUAUACAAGAACGUCUUUCCCUUAAACCUGGAGAGAGCAACAUUAGCCAUCAUCGGCCUUCUCAGCCUUAAAGGAUCCAUCUUAUCAGCCACAGAGCUCCAAGCACGAUGGGCCACAAGAGUAUUCAAAGGACUCUGUAAGAUACCUCCAUCCCAAAAAUUGAUGAUGGAGGCUACUGAAAAGGAACAGCUCAUUAAAAGGGGUGUGAUUAAAGACACCAACAAAGACAAAUUGGACUACAUUGCCUACAUGGAUGAUAUCGCUGCCUGCAUAGGCACAAAGCCCAGCAUCCCACUUCUGUUCCUCAAGGAUCCCAGACUAGCUUGGGAGGUUUUCUUUGGACCAUGUACUCCUUACCAGUACCGCCUUGUGGGCCCUGGAAAAUGGGAUGGAGCCAGAAAAGCCAUCCUGACCCAGUGGGACAGAACAUUGAAACCUUUAAAAACUCGAAUUGUCCCUGAUUCCUCCAAGCCUGCCUCCAUGUCACAUUAUUUAAAAGCCUGGGGGGCACCUGUCCUACUUGCCUCUCUUCUACUUAUCUGUAAAUCUUCACUUUUCUUGAAGUUGGUGAGAGAUAAACUACAGGACAGAAUGUCCCCUUACCUAGUAAGUCUUUGGCGAGGAUGAACCUGAUUGUUACCAGGGUUGCACCAAGUCAUGCUAAUUCUAUCUCCAAGUAUCUUGUGCAUUCCUCCUCUGCUCUCCAUCAUAACUGCUAUAAGCCAAAUUCAGGCCCAGUCAUCUCUUAUCUGAAUUAUUGUAUUGUCUUCUUUGUUUUCAGUACCCUCUUUCUUGCCACCCUUUCCAAUGCAUUUUCUACCCUGCUACCUCAGUGAUUAUUCUAAAAUAAACAUCUAUGAUAUGAUUUA